Dichotomopilus funicola is the source of this 1269-nucleotide messenger RNA. RefSeq lists its product as uncharacterized. Gene Ontology annotation, biological process: peptidoglycan biosynthetic process. Gene Ontology annotation, molecular function: D-alanine-D-alanine ligase activity; metal ion binding; ATP binding. The record is from RefSeq and is a predicted model, not a curated record. NCBI's taxonomy places the organism in Eukaryota, Fungi, Ascomycota, Sordariomycetes, Sordariales, Chaetomiaceae. Bases 1 to 1269 code for a protein of 422 amino acids. The transcript is spliced from 3 exons.
AUGGCUUCUAUAACUCGUUCCGUGUGGAGAGCGUGCAGGCGCUCUCUCACCACCGCAACGACCACCUCAAGUCCUCUUCGAGUCGCCGUCUUGUACCAAGAACUCGACCCACCACCCGUCAAUGGCAUCCGCAAGCCCAAGAAACCGAAUGGCUACCGCGACUCCAGCGCCGACAUCGCCUACACCCUCCAAUCCUCCCCCUCCCACCCCCCAAUCGACCUCAUAACUCCCACACCCGGCCCCGACUCCCUCGACCCCACCCUCGAGUCAGCCUGGAGCUUCCCAGACACGGAAGCCGGCAUCCUCGACGCCCUCUCCCGCGGCGCCACCCAUAUCUGGGCCAACACCGUGCUGUUCGCCUCCCACCCGCUGCAAACCUCUUCGCGAAUCGCUGCCGAGUUUGGUCUGGACCGGAUACGUGUCGUCGGGCAGGGCCCGCUGACGCUAGGGAAGUAUGAUGAUAAAGCGUGGACGGCGGAGUGGUUGCGACGGACCAAGGGGUUUAAGUUUACGCUGCCGCGGUCGUGGGUGGUGAGGGAGGAGGAAGGGGUUGGGGAGUUGGAGAGGUUGGUGGCGCAGGGGGAGGUGACGUUUCCGGUGGUGGCUAAGCCGAUCCGGGGGAGGGGUAGUCAUGGGGUAAAGGUGUGUCGGGGUAAGGAGGAGUGGAUGGCUCAUGUUGAGGGGUUGUGGAAGGAGUCGCCCGCGGUGUUGGUGGAGAAGUUUCUUGCGGGCGAGGAGGCAACGGUGACGGUGCUUCCACCGGUGGUGGGAAAUGAUGAUAUCAACAGCUACGACAACAAUGAGGUUGGCGAAGACGGCACGGACAAAGGCUACCGCGCGCUCCCCAUCGUUCGGCGCUUCAACCACGCUGAUGGCGUCGCGCCUUACAGUGGGAUUGUCGCCGUCACGGCAAACUCGCGUGUGGUACCCCGCGAGGAGGUUGAGCGGGAUCCGACCUAUGUGCGAGCCAUGGACGAGUGCAAGCGUGCAGCUGAGCUGCUUCGCGUGGCCGGGCCGAUACGUAUAGAUGUUCGCCGGCGGAGAGAUGAGCCGGGCUCGGAGUUUGCGCUGUUUGAUGUGAACAUGAAGCCGAACGUGACGGGCCCGGGCCGACCAGGACGUGACGACCAGGCAAACCUCAGUCUUCUGGCUGCGGAGGGACUGGGGUGGAACUACGACCGGUAUUUAAGGCGGGUUUUGAGUAGUGCGAAGACUCUGAGGGCGUUUAGGAGUUUGGAACCCGUUGCAGAACCCGUUGUGGAUGAAUGA